This is a messenger RNA of Gracilinanus agilis (Agile Gracile Mouse Opossum), 699 nucleotides long. RefSeq names its product tumor necrosis factor (gene TNF). Gene Ontology annotation, biological process: tumor necrosis factor-mediated signaling pathway; positive regulation of transcription by RNA polymerase II; immune response. The coding region runs from base 1 to 699 and encodes 232 amino acids. Gene Ontology annotation, cellular component: cell surface; membrane. The transcript has 3 exons. NCBI's taxonomy places the organism in Eukaryota, Metazoa, Chordata, Mammalia, Didelphimorphia, Didelphidae. Gene Ontology annotation, molecular function: CD40 receptor binding; tumor necrosis factor receptor binding; cytokine activity. The record is from RefSeq and is a predicted model, not a curated record.
AUGAGCACAGAGAGCAUGAUCCAAGACGUAGAGUUAGCAGAAGAGGCUCUUCAGAGGAAGGCAAGGGGGCUCCAAGGCUCUGGACAUUGCCUCUGCCUCACUCUCAUCUCUUUCCUUGUUCUUUCUGGAGCCACUGUUCUCUUCUGCCUGCUGCACUAUGGGGUCAUCGGACCCCAGAAAGAACAGCCCAGUAUUAAACUUUCAUUUCUUCAUUCUCUUUUCUUCCCCAUUCUAGGAUCUUAUCAGACUGAAAGUGACAAGCCUGUGGCUCAUGUUGUAGCUAAACCCACAGCAGAAGGGCAGCUCCAGUGGUCGAGUGGGUAUGCCAAUGACCUCCUGAAUGGCAUGGAAUUGAAAGACAAUCAACUAGUAGUGCCAGCCACUGGGCUCUACCUGGUCUACUCUCAGCUCCUUUUCAAGGGUGAGGACUGUGCCAACAAACCUCUGCUCCUCAUGCACACCGUCUCCCGGGUUGCACGAUCUUACCCAAACAAAGUCAGCCUCCUUGCUGCUAUCAAGAGCCCAUGCCAGAGGGCAGCACAAGGAUCCAGGGAAUCCAAUCCCUGGUAUGAACCAAUCUACCUGGGUGGUGUCUUCCAGCUUGAGAAAGGUGAUAUGCUCAGUUCUGAUACCAACUACCCAAAUUAUCUUGACUUUGCUGAGUCUGGCCAGGUCUAUUUUGGAGUCAUUGCCCUUUGA